Messenger RNA from Vigna radiata var. radiata (mung bean), 1136 nucleotides. RefSeq names its product probable DNA replication complex GINS protein PSF1. The transcript has 8 exons. Bases 372 to 971 code for a protein of 199 amino acids. The record is from RefSeq and is a predicted model, not a curated record. Gene Ontology annotation, cellular component: GINS complex. Gene Ontology annotation, biological process: DNA replication; DNA strand elongation involved in mitotic DNA replication. NCBI's taxonomy places the organism in Eukaryota, Viridiplantae, Streptophyta, Magnoliopsida, Fabales, Fabaceae.
GCGAAACCUAACUCCAGCUCUUCUCGAACCCUCACUUAAACUCUCUUCUCUGGAAUCGUUAUCCCUGUUCGAAGCUUUUUCCCCAUCUCGUGUCGAACACAGGACAAUCUCGUUGUGCCUCCUUGACGAAAUCAUCUCGUUCACCAAACACUGUCGUUGGGCCUCCGUGGUUCGGUGGCGGUCUUCGCUGUCGCUGUUGGUGAGGGUGACGCUGAGACCUUCAUCUGCAAGACGUUGUUGGAUUGUUACCAGGCAUCGGUUGAGGCGGUUCUGUUGCGUUUUAAGGACUGAGACAGAUACCAGUUGGUGUUGCGAAGGCCCUUAGUGAAGGAACCACAAAAAGGCUUCUAGUGGAAGUUUGAACUUUGAACAUGUAUGGGAGAACAGCUUGCCAACUUGUGAAAGAAUUUGCAAGCGGAGAUAAGGGCCAGCUUGUGUCAUUCAAUAGUGACUUGGUUCAACAAGUAGUUGCAGAAUGCAGUCAACAUCUUCUUGAACUGCAGUCCCUGAUAAGGAAGAUGGAGGAAGAACGUUUGGAUAUCCAAACAGUAAGAAAUGCAGAUUAUUACGGAGCUCUUAUCCAUCAUCUUACUUUAGUCCGAAAUAAACGUUGCCUAAUGGCUUAUGUGUACAAUCGAGCAGAAAUUAUACGGAACUUAUUAUGGAAGAUAGGGCAUGUGCUUCCUCAAGAAAUUGAAGAGAAGCUUUCUCAUGCGGAGGGAGAAUAUUUCAAGAAGCAUUCUGCAGCAUUGAAAUAUUAUAUGUCGAAAGUGAUGAUUGAUCUGACUGUGGAUAUGGUACCACCAAAAGAUCCUUACAUCAAAGUAAGGGUUCUUGAUGACAUUGGAGACGGCAUUCUGCUUAGUGAUGAUAAGACUGCAAAUUUUGCUUGCCAUUCAAUGCAUCUUCUGAAGCGAACUGAUGCUGAGCAAUUUAUCUCACGGGGCCAAAUGGAGGAACUAUCUGGUUGACCUUGUAGACUUUUUACCCAGAGGAUAUGUAUGUCAGAAGGCCAUUCCAAAGUUGAUAUGGAUUAUGUAAUAUUUUCAAUUUUUUUUUUUUAAUUUAGAUUAAGAAAAUGGAUCAAAACUUCAUUUAUUUAUGUUUUAAAAUAUAUUUCCAAAUUAAAAAAAAAA